GAGGGCGAGUUAAACUAAACAAAGCAUCAUUUGCUGUAGACUAUAUUAUACAUACACUCAUUGUCGUGGCUAGUGAUGGCAACAGGAGCAUCCUCACCAACUUGGGGAACACGAAAUGGCAUACUUAAUUACGCAGAAUCAGGAAAUAGGGAAGCCUUACUAAUUACGUCCAACCUCACGAUGCAAGAUAAUGAUGUGAUACCAAGAAGGCUGCAGGAGGAGCUAACAGAUGAGGAUAGACAGAAACUGGAGUAUCAAGGCAUACCAAGAGACUGCCACCAUGAUGACCUGAGCAUUAUGAAGGCAAGAUUCAGCCAAGACAAGGAGAAGAGUAUUGCUGAGGUGUUGAGAAAUGAGGGAUCCUUGACAUGUGAGUUAGUCAACAAGAAGAUAACCCAGCUACUGAACAACACUGAGACAAGUGGAGUCAUACUCCACUACAUUGGCCCUGGCAAGAAGGGAACAGGAGACUGGUGCUUCAGUGAUGGCUUCAUCAGCUUCAGGGAUAUAAUGCAACUCUACUUACAAAAUGCAUACUUCAAAGGACGUGUUCUGACCAUCUCCACCGACUGCAGCUACUCUGGGUGUUGGGUGAAGGAGGCCAUGACGUUCAUGGAUGACCAAGGAGUGGGACCUUGUGGACAUGCAGCUAAGGAGAAGGGGAUCCUGGUUAAAGUGUACGCAUCAUGUCUGGCUAAUGAGAUUCCUGCUGAGCUGGCAUUCUCUACUCACGGUAUACAGAAUGAUAAGAACAUCGGAUUUAUAUUCUACUCUCCUCAUAAAAAGAUUUAUGAUGGACAACACACUAGUGGACUAGACUUCACUGUAGUUCGAUGCAAGAGCAAAAUUGACCAACCUUGCACUAUGACUCCUGGGUCAACCUGGCAUCGGUGGAGCACUGCAGGGAGAAUCAUGCGAGUAACGGGUGAGGAGGACGAAGAUCAACCAUGGUGCUACCUCUUGCUAGUGGAUGAUGAGGAAACAAUCAGAGAAUUCCAUGACAAGUUUAAGAAUGGCCAAUUAGGUAAUGUUGGUAACUACGGAGAGAUCUUAAAGAGUGGGUGGGGCGAGGAAUCACCAGAAAAAACACAGGAAUGGAUCGAAGAACAUUAUCACGUGAACUAUAACUAUCGGGUACCAUCUGAAGCUGCCGACUAA
Messenger RNA from Halichondria panicea, 1158 nucleotides. RefSeq lists its product as uncharacterized. Lineage: Eukaryota; Metazoa; Porifera; Demospongiae; Suberitida; Halichondriidae. The coding region runs from base 76 to 1158 and encodes 360 amino acids. The transcript has 2 exons. The record is from RefSeq and is a predicted model, not a curated record.